AUGGUUAGUAACAAUUCCAGCUUGUAUCCUGAGUAUGGGCCGACAUCCUUAGCAACUAUUCGUGUUGCUGCUUACUCCGUGAUAGGUGUAAUAUCUAUUCUUGGCAAUUUGCUGGUUUUGAUAGCUUUCUAUAGAGAAAAAUCGUUGAGAAUUCCUACAAACUACUUAAUCAUUAAUUUAGCCAUUACUGAUAUUUUGAAUGGAAUUUUUAAAGAUACUUUUAUUAUAUUGGGCACGCUAACAAAUCUUCAUAUACGUUAUAAGGCAUUCUGUGACUUUGAUGGAUUUAUGCAAAUAUUACUUUACUUAUUGACAAUUUAUUCCUUAUUAGCUACAGCUAUAUUCCGUUACUUAGUCAUCAUUCAUUCUUAUGGUAAAAAAAUUACUGUUCGAGUUGUGAAGAUAACUGUUGCUAUCAUUUGGACUUACAGCCUCGCGAUCAGUCUUUCGCCAGUACUCGGAUGGAAUCGAUAUGUUUACCAACGAAUUGAAUCUGCAUGCUUACCAGAUUGGCUGUAUCCAGCUGGCAGAAGCUACGUUAUGUAUGCAUUUAUCACUGAUUCCAUUAUUCCUUUAAGUCUACUAGGAAUCUGUUAUUUGUGUAUAUAUAUAUUUAUCAGACGAAAUGCUAAGAGAUUCAUGGUUAAUAUUAAGAAAAUCCAGCCAGAUAGCCUGAAUAGAAGUUUACUUCGCAAAUCCAUUAAAAAAGAAAUCGAAAUUACCAAAAAGAUGUUUUUCGUAUAUUUAGUAUUUGUUAUUUGCUACUUUCCCUAUACCAUAGUUGUAUUUAUCUUAGCCCCAAGUGGUGUAGCAGUCCCUCCAGUUGCCUUUUUCAUUGUUGGUUUUUUAGUAAACGCGAAUAGUGCAGUUAAUCCCUUCGUGUAUGCUGUAAUCUAUAAAAGUAUUAGAAAAGCCUACUAUGAAAUUAUAUUCAGGCCAUAUACCUACGCAUCCACUAUACUUUUAUCCAUAAAAUUUCAUAAUACUGGUACGCUUCGUAAUUGUAAUGUUGAUGUAAAGAAUACAAAAUAUAACAGAUAUCAUCUAGCGAAAAUGUACGCCAUCAUUUGA
This is a messenger RNA of Trichoplax adhaerens, 1071 nucleotides long. RefSeq lists its product as uncharacterized. Lineage: Eukaryota; Metazoa; Placozoa; Uniplacotomia; Trichoplacea; Trichoplacidae. Bases 1 to 1071 code for a protein of 356 amino acids. Gene Ontology annotation, biological process: G protein-coupled receptor signaling pathway. Gene Ontology annotation, cellular component: membrane. The record is from RefSeq and is a predicted model, not a curated record. The transcript has 2 exons. Gene Ontology annotation, molecular function: G protein-coupled receptor activity.